AUGAACGCUGACUAUUUGAACUCUUUCUGUAGUACUCAGUCCAAUGGAUGGUUUGGCAAUUGGUUGAGAUGGUGCCCGACCAGUGCUGCUAUGCUUGAAUAUGCUGAAAAUAAGAUUUUAAGAAAUGUCAAAGCGAAAUGUGAAAGAAGACUUGUGGUAAUCGGUAACGAUGAAUGCCUAUUAACCUUAAAAGUAGUGCAAAAGAGUAAAGAUAAAAACAAAACGCCAUUACUUAUGCUACAUGGAUUUGGUGGCGGUGUUGGCCUAUGGGCUCAAAAUAUCGACUACUUAUCACAGAAUCGUACAUUGUAUGCAAUUGAUUUACUUGGAUUUGGUCGUAGUUCUAGGCCAAAAUUCGAUAACGAUCCAACAUUAGUUGAGAAAAGGUUUAUCGAAUCGAUUGAAUCUUGGCGAUCUCAAGUGGGAAUCGACAAGUUUAUCUUGCUAGGCCAUAGCUUAGGUGGAUUUCUAUCGGCUUCUUAUGCAAUAAGUUACCCACAACAUGUAAAGCAUUUAAUUUUGGUCGAUCCAUGGGGCUUUCCUGAAAAGCCUGCAGAAUCGGAAUAUCAAAGACGUAUACCAAGAUGGAUUAAGUUUGUUUCCAUGUUGAUGGAUCCGUAUAACCCGUUAGCCCUAGUACGUGUCUCUGGCCCUUGGGGACCUCAGCUUGUAAAAAGAUUUAGGCCUGAUUUUCAGCGAAAAUUUAGUAACAUAUUUGGUGGGGAAGAUGAUACUGUCCUAGAUUACAUUUAUCACUGUAAUGCACAAGAACCAAGUGGUGAAUCCGCUUUUAAGUCGAUGACUGCAGCCUUUGGUUGGUCUAAAGAUCCGAUGAUUAAGAGAGUGGAUCAGAUAAGAGAUGACGUUCCAAUUACUAUGAUGUAUGGCGCUCGUUCAUGGAUUGAUUAUGAAACUGGUUAUGUAGUUCAGAAAAUAAGAUCAAAAUCUUUUGUCGAUGUAGCCCUUAUACCUGGUGCAGGUCAUCACGUCUACGCCGAUAGGCCUGAUCUUUUUAAUGAAGCUGUCUUUCAAUGCUGCAAUUCGGCCGAUUAAAAGUGUUUUUGGUAUUAUUUAUGCCCAAACUUGAAAUACUUGAUGGAAGUGGUCGUAAAACCACAUGGCCAUUUUGACAUACAAUAAUUUAUGCAAAGCUUCUUAUAUGCUGUUAGUUUUACGCGAAUGGAAACCUUGUCAAGUAUUAUGAUUUGCUGAGGAAUGCAAAUUUAUCACUUUAUGUAUAGCGCCGUAAUAGGUGCCCAUACUAUCUAUGAUGGUGGGAUAACAUCUAUACUCUAGUCAUUUAAUGAAUACUUAGCACAAGCUACUGUACAGUCAAUAUGAGUAUAAUAUCUUAAGAUGGAAUGCAUAUUGACAUAGGUCGUGUGCCUAUCUUGU
Trichoplax adhaerens is the source of this 1395-nucleotide messenger RNA. RefSeq lists its product as hypothetical. Lineage: Eukaryota; Metazoa; Placozoa; Uniplacotomia; Trichoplacea; Trichoplacidae. The coding region runs from base 1 to 1053 and encodes 350 amino acids. The record is from RefSeq and is a predicted model, not a curated record. The transcript is spliced from 4 exons.